AUGGCCCUCUCCUUCCCUUUUCCUCCUCUUUCUUCCCCUGUCCACCAAUCCUUCCCCCACCCCUUCCUCCUCAGUAGACUCAGCUUCAGCACCCAGUGUAGUGGGCCACUGCGAGAGCAGAGACCUUGCAACAACUCUGCUGUGUGUCCAGUGCACGGUGCUUGGGACGAGUGGUCACCAUGGAGUUUAUGUUCAUCAACCUGUGGCCGAGGUUACAGGUCUCGAACACGGACCUGCACUCCCCCUCAGUUUGGGGGAGAUCCCUGUGCGGGCCCAGAGAAGCAGACCAAAUUCUGCAACAUAGCUGUCUGUCCAGUGGAUGGAGUGUGGAAUGAGUGGUCCAACUGGAGCUCCUGCUCUGCCUCCUGUUCUAACGGGACCAUGCAGAGAACCAGGGAGUGUAACGGCCCAUCGUACGGAGGCUCGGAGUGCAGAGGAGAGUGGCUGGAGACCGUCGACUGCUUCCUUGGGGAGUGUCCGGUGGAUGGCAAGUGGCAGCCAUGGUCUUUGUGGUCGGGCUGUUCUAAAACCUGUGGAGGGGGGAGCCAGCAGAGAAACAGGAUUUGUUAUGGGCCCUUUUUUGAGGGGGAGCCUUGUCCCGGAGAACAAGAGGAGGUCCGGCACUGUAAUGAAAAGCGAUGUCCGGAACCUCAUGAAAUAUGUGGUGAGGACAACUUCUCCAACGUCAUAUGGAAGAUGACUCCAGCUGGCGACACAGCGGCAGUACGAUGUCCUCCUAAUGCCAUGGGGCUAAUCCUGCGCCGCUGCACCCUGGAUGAAGAGGGUGUGGCCUACUGGGAGAAUCCCACCUAUAUGAAGUGCAUCUCCAAUGACUAUCGCAGCAUUCAAACUCUGACACGGGAACAUUUGUCCAAAGCGCAACGUGGCCUUGUGGGAGAUGGAGUUUCUGAUGUGAUGACCAAGCUGAGAGUGACGUCCAGUGAUGGGACUAGCUACAGCGGUGAUCUGCUGGCCAUCGUGGACGUGCUGAAGAAUAUGACAGAGAUCUUCAGGAGGGCAUACUACAGCCCCAGCAGUGCAGACAUGAGGAACUUUGUGCAGUCCGUCAGCAAUCUGUUGAUGGAAGAGAACAGGGAGAGAUGGGAGGAAGCACAACUGCUGGGACCGAACGUCAAAGAGCUGUUCCGUCUGGUUGAGGACUUUGUGGACGUCAUCGGCCUGAGGAUGAAAGACUUUCAAGACAUGUAUGAAGUCACUGAUAACCUAGUUUUGAGCAUCCACAAGCGUCCAGUGGCGGGUCAUGCAGACAUCAGCUUCCCCAUGAAGGGCUGGAGGGGCAUGGUGGACUGGGCCCGCAGCUCUGAGGACAGAGUCACCAUCUCCAAAAACAUCCUGUCCACUGGAAAGCCAGAUUCAGACGACUCCUCAACAUUUGUAACCGGCAUCGUUCUGUACAGAAACCUGGGCAGUAUUCUGACUCUGCAGAGGAACAGCACAGUCCUCAACUCCAAGGUUUUGUCAGUGACUAUCAAGCCCACGCCUGCUUCCCUCUCUGCUCCGGUAGUUGUCGAAUUCUCUCACCUGUACAACGGGACCACCAACCAGACCUGUAUUUCCUGGGACGAGAGCGACAGCUCCUCUCUGCUGGGAUCCUGGUCUGCCAGGGGCUGCAAAACCGUGCUACUCGACUCAUUCAGAACCAAAUGCGUGUGUGACAGACAGUCCACCUUCGCCAUUUUAGCACGGCUCAAUCCCGACAUGAACAUGGACAAGACACACCUCCCGUCUGUGACGCUGAUUGUGGGCUGUGGAGUGUCAUCGCUCACGUUGUUGCUGCUCAUCAUCAUCUAUGUGUCUGUCUGGAGGUACAUUCGGUCUGAGCGCUCAGUCAUACUCAUUAACUUCUGCCUCUCCAUCAUAUCCUCCAAUGCCCUUAUUCUCAUCGGACAGACGCAGACGCGGAAUAAGGUCUUAUGCACCCUUAUAGCUGCCUUCCUUCAUUUCUUCUUCCUGUCCUCGUUCUGCUGGGUUCUGACAGAGGCGUGGCAGUCGUACAUGGCGGUGACGGGUCGCCUCAGGAAUCGCAUCAUACGGAAGCGAUUCCUGUGUCUCGGCUGGGGUCUCCCUGCAUUGGUAGUGGCGAUCUCAGUUGGAUUCACAAAGGCAAAGGGAUAUGGAACGCCAAGCUACUGCUGGCUGUCUCUGGAAGGAGGUCUUCUUUAUGCAUUUGUUGGACCUGCUGCAGCUGUUGUCUUGGUUAACAUGGUUAUUGGGAUUCUCGUUUUUAACAAACUGGUGUCCAAAGACGGCAUUACUGAUAUGAAACUAAAGGAGAGGGCGGGGGCUCUCCACUCAGGAAAACUUCAGUCUCAGAAGCCCCCUCCCAUGUCAUCAGUGAUUGGGGCAUCACUGUGGAGCUCCUGUGUGGUUUUGCCCCUCCUGGCCCUCACUUGGAUGUCGGCUGUCCUCGCGAUCACCGAUCGGCGCUCUGCGCUCUUCCAGAUCCUAUUUGCCGUCUUUGAUUCACUGGAAGGCUUUGUCAUUGUCAUGGUGCACUGCAUCCUGCGCAGAGAGGUUCAGGAGGCGGUGAAGUGUCGUGUAGUGGACCGCCAGGAGGACGCAAAUGGAGAUUCAGGUGGAUCUUUCCAGAAUGGCCAUGCUCAGCUCAUGACUGACUUUGAGAAAGACGUUGACAUGGCUUGCAGAUCAGGCACUAUGAAGCGCUCGUCUCUCCAGGGGGAGGAGAAGGCCUCCGCUGGGACCCUCACCCUUCAGAAGGGUUCUAACUUCAACACCAUGCCAGCCAGCAUGGCUAAGGUUCACCUCCAGAAUGUGGCCGACUACAACUGUCACACUCUGACGCUGCGCAGGGAGAAAGGCGCUGCUAAGGGGAUCAGCACAGAGCUGCCAGGCGCCAAAUCCAUCUACAUCUGUGACGGCGAACUCUUCAAGCAGCUGGACGGAGAGCUGCCUCGAGGGAACGGUGAGGGCAGCAGCUCUGAGGGCACUGGCAAAGGUCCGGGAUACGUCAUUCUACCAACCAACAACACGGGCACUCUGAAGGCAGCCAAGGGGAAAGAAGAGCAGGCGGCCAAGUAUAACAUCGGCAUUGAGCAGCUGCCUCAGACCAGACUCAUCCACCUGGCCAACUCCGCCAGUGGGGAGCCAAUGCCUGGCUUUGGGCUGAAGACCCUGCCUGCCGACCAGGUCAGUGUGUCAUGCUCUGACAGAGACUCACCUGCACACAACCUGCAGCCCAGAGACUCCCAGGUGGCCAACAGCAUGUGUGAUGGGGGAGACUCCGGAAACUCUGGUGUGAUGUCUAAGAGUGAAACCGUCUCCACGCUGUCCAUGAGCUCACUGGAGAGACGAAAAUCACGCUAUGCAGAACUUGACUUUGAGAAAAUAAUGCACACCCGGAAACGCCACCAGGACAUGUUUCAGGACCUGAACAGGAAGAUUCACAGUGCAGACAAGGAUAGAGAAUCUCCACCUGUUGACGCCAAAGCUGCCAAAAGAUGGAGUGUGUCCUCUGCCAGCAGUGACAAGACCAACAUGAGUGACAAGCAGCAGACCCCUAGUAAGAGGGCAUGGGAGGGCAUCAGGAAGACCCACUCCCCCCCAUCCUGGGUGAGGAAGGACCUGGAGACAGUUGCAGCCUCUCCUCUGGAGCUGCAGACAGUGGAGUGGGAGAAGACCAGUGCCACCAUUCCUCUGGUGGGCCAGGAGAUCAUGGACCUGCAGACAGAGGUGUGACCCAGAUAAUGGACUCAUACAUACAACUCUUUUUUUUUUCUUUUCACUGCUCUCCGACAAACAAGCAGACACACCACAUACACUGCCCUGCUCUGUACUUAUACUCAAAGGCUGGAUGAAGCCCACUGCGGGAACGUGAGGGGGAAGAAGGGUGAGGAGGAGAGAGAAGCAUCACAAUAUCAGAAAAUCAAUUUAACCAAUUAAAGAGAGAAUGGGAACAGUGUCUUUCCUCUGUUCUUUCAUUUGACGUUUGGACUGUGUUUUUGUCAGAAAAAUACUCGUCAUCUUCUUGUAUAUGGUCUCAGAUACCAUGCUGGCUUACAUGGGAGACAAAGCGGCUGAUUCAGCUGCUGUAUCUGCAUCAUGUAAUAAACAGCACAGCAAAGGUAAUCAUGCAAUGUUUCCCCCUGCAUUAAAUGGUUACAGUGUAAUAAUCAUGAUUAUGUCUCUUUUUUUCCACUGUUGAGACUCUUGCUGUUUCCGCUCUCUCUUUCUCCUGAUGAACGCUUAAGUUGUACUUGG
Molecule: messenger RNA, 4239 nt
Organism: Paralichthys olivaceus (Japanese flounder)
Lineage: Eukaryota; Metazoa; Chordata; Actinopteri; Pleuronectiformes; Paralichthyidae
Source: RefSeq, a predicted model, not a curated record